Molecule: messenger RNA, 582 nt
Organism: Oldenlandia corymbosa var. corymbosa
Lineage: Eukaryota; Viridiplantae; Streptophyta; Magnoliopsida; Gentianales; Rubiaceae
Source: the annotation of a GenBank genome assembly
AUGGCAAGACCAACCAAGGGGAAGAAAGCGGUCGCAAAGCCUCUUAUGAAAUCAGUGGUGGCUGCAGAUGGAAGUGCGAAGAUCGAAGUUGGUAGAUGUUCGCAAAGAUCUGUGGAGGAAGAGGAGGAAUUAGGACUUCGAACUCUGAUAAGAGAUAUCAAAUUUCCUGUGAAAUCUCCUUCAAUUCAAUUGAAUUCGAUGCUUGAAGAACUGUCUGUUCAGAAAAUUGUAACGUCUGGUACUGGGAGUGGUCUUAAUUUGCCUGUGGAUAGAAAGGAUGAGGGAAUGAACUGGAAGUCCUUAUUUGAGGAUAUUCCAGUGGAUUUGGAAUAUGUAGAUCUUGCGGUUGUUAAUACCAAAAAAGUAGCUAAGGGAGAAGUACAAGAUAAAAGUAGCAGAGCAGGAAAUAUGAUGAAAACAACUGAUCAAGAAGGCAAGAAGGAGUCAAACGAGCAUGGAAAGGAAAUCGUAGAGGGACCAGGUCUAGUGAUAAUAAAUGGUAACCCUGUGGAAGACUAUAGAAGAUGGGUGAAUAAGGAGAGGGCAAGAAUGGAUGUUCAGGGGGAUCCCCCUUAUGAAUAA